UCUACCAUAUCAGACUGUACUCUACCCGACCAAUAACACAUCUCCGACAGUGUUGCUGCCGUCACAUGAGGUGUGGUCGUGUUACCAUCGGAAACUCAGAAACUCAGAACAGAGGAAGAAGGGACUCUUUACUGGCAGAUCAUUCACCUGGACUGAACCUGGGUGAGGCCUCUAUCUCUCUGUAUAUAAGUGACAGCAAACCACAGAACACAACAACACAACAAGGUUCUUCAUCACAGCCGUAGAACUCACUGAACCCCAGAAGGAUCUCCACAGACACAGAGAUGCUGCUCUCGCUCCUCUUUGUGCUGGGCCUCUGUCUGAUGCCUGCUGACUCCACAGCAACAGAAGAGUUUCUGGGCAGUCCGUUUCUGCAAAGCUGUUUUGAGGAGGCAAAGAAAAUCGUGGAUGAUGCUUAUACCUACUCCAGAGAAGAGAGUCUGAGGCGAAUCCGUAAGGAUGCGGUGAGUCCCCAUGAUGUACUGCAUCUCCUCAAGCAGCCCCGAGGAGACACACGCUCAGCAGUCAGGUCUGCAGACUACAUGGCACAAACCCUCCGUCUGGUGCAAGAAAGGGUCCAUCAUGUGCACAAACGCUCCCUCAAUGCAACAGAUUUGCUCUCUGAGGACAAUCUAAUAAAGCUCUCUGAAAUCACUGGAUGUGCAGCCCGGAUAAGGCCUCCAAACUGCCGCACCAUACAGAACGUAAACAAGUAUCGUACCAUCAGCAGUGUCUGCAACAACCUAGAAUUUCCUCGCCGUGGUUCCUCCAACAUUGCGUUUACCCGCUGGCUGCCUGCUGAAUAUGAUGAUGGCAUCUCACAACCAAAAGGCUUCAACAACAGGACCAUUAACAACUUCCUGCUCCCAUUGGUUCGACAGGUUUCUAACAACAUACUGAGCACCACAGAUGCCGGCGUGGUCAGCGACAGAGAAUUAAGUUCUUUGACAUCCAUCUUUGGUCAGUGGAAUACCCACGACCUCAGCAUCACGGUCUCCUCCUCAAGUAUCCGAUCCUUCAGCAAUGGUAUUAGGUGUAAUGAGAGCUGUGAGAGAACAGAGCCGUGCAUCCCCAUUCCAAUUCCUCCUGGUGACCCUCGCCUGCCCUCACGCCCCGACAGCUGCCUGCCUGCAUUCAGAUCUGCCACUGCCUGUGGAACGGGAUACUCUGCCUACAAUUUUGGUGGCGUUCCCAACAGGAGGGAACAGAUCAACACCCUGACGUCCUUCCUGGACCUUAGUCAAGUGUACGGCUCUGAGGAAAAGCUUGCCCUCAAACUACGGGACCUUCAAAAUGAUGGAGGCCUGCUACGUGUCAACACCGAGUUCAGAGACAACGGGCGGGAGCUGCUGCCUUUCAGUAACUCCAGAGAAAACUCUUGUGCCACUCGUAGGAGAAUCACCAAUGACCCCAACGCUCAGGAGGUGCCCUGUUUCAUCGCAGGUGACGUCCGUUCAAAUGAGAACAUCGCCCUCACCGCCAUCCACACACUCUUCCUGCGGGAACAUAACCGACUGGCUCGUGCCCUGAAGAAGAUAAACCCACACUGGGACAGUGAGACGCUCUACCAGGAGGCUCGCAAAAUCAUGGGUGCUUACACACAGAUCUUUGUCUUUAGGGACUACCUGCCUCACAUCCUGGGUGACAACGUCAUAAGCACACAGAUUGGAAGAUACCGUGGUUACAAUUCCAACAUUGACCCAAGCAUCUCCAACGUCUUUGCAACCGCAGCUUAUCGUUUUGGCCACUUGGCCAUUCAGCCGUUCCUGUUCCGACUGAAUGCCAAUUACAGGGAGAACACUCGGUUCCCCUCUGUGCCUCUGUUUAAGGCAUUUUUCACACCCUGGAGAAUCAUCUUUGAGGGAGGUAUUGACCCUCUGCUGCGGGGUUUGUUCGGCCGUCCUGCCAAGCUGAACACUCAGGAUCACAUGAUGGUGGAGGCUUUGCGGGACAGGCUGUUUAAGUUUGUGGAGCAGCUGGCUAUGGACCUGGGUUCUCUCAACAUGCAGAGGGGACGUGAUCAUGGCCUGCCUGGUUACAACGCCUGGCGUAGGUCAUGUGGCCUGUCUCAACCCAGGAACCAGGCAGAGCUUGGUCAGGUAUUGAACAACACCAAUCUUGCCCGAAGGUUGCUAGAGCUCUAUGGUACUCCUGAGAACAUUGACGUCUGGAUGGGAGGAGUGGCAGAGCCUUUUGUCCCUGGUGGCCGUGUGGGGCCUCUGUUUGCCUGUCUCAUUGCCAGACAGUUCAAGAACGUUCGUGAUGGUGACAGACUCUGGUACCAGAACCCAGGAUUUUUCACGGCCAGACAGAGAGCUGCUCUGGGUUCUGCCUCUCUGUCCAGGAUCAUCUGCGACAACACAGGCAUUACUAUGAUUCCAGCAAAUCCUUUUGACGUCAUCUCAAACAGAAACCGUCUCGUCCGCUGCAACAACAUCCGAAACCUUGACUUGUCAGCUUGGACGGAAAGUCCAAGAAAAAGUCCUAGUUGUUCAGGGGAUGACUGUGUUGAAGGCGAUGAAGCAGAGAAUCUAACGGAGCCGGAUGUGAUGGAGCCACUGGACCUCCAGGAGAGCAAGGCAAAGAAUGCAGGCCCGACGGAUCCUCCGGGUGUCCUGGACAAUGAGAUCCAUUAAAAUCUUCUGGUCCAGCAGGCCCCAGAGGCACUACUGGUCCUCCUCGUCCCACCUCACCCCCCAACAACAACAACAAUUCAAGUCCAAGUCCAAAACCAUCCUUCUCUGUGGCCCAGAGCAACUGCAGGCCGUCUGCAGAUAGGAUCAUUCAUUUUUGUCAGGACCUCCACAACCACCUAAGUCUCUACAGUGCAGACACAGGCCGUGUCACCCCCGGUGUCUAUCAGUUCCGCUUCUUCUGCCUGUCUUACAUCAGUGCAGGAAAGGUGGACCUGUGGCGUAACAGUAAAAUGGUAUUUCGCAGUUUUAAUCGUCAGGUUUUUGACGCUCCCCGUCGCUGCACUGAACUAGUCCUUUUUUAUAGUUUAUACUGAUGUCACUGAGAGAUGAAAAAAUGUGUGAUUGUUCUACUGUAAAGAACGUACUGUAAUUCUGAUGACGUGUACUCAAGGGUGUUUAGUGUUGAGCUUUGUCUGCAGGAUCUGUUCCACUGUCCUAUUAAUUGUAUUUCCACUUCAAUAAACAACAACAACAGCAAAAAAUAAAUAAAUAAAAAUCUGU
This is a messenger RNA of Cynoglossus semilaevis (tongue sole), 3197 nucleotides long. It is a transcript of the gene mpx, whose product is annotated as myeloid-specific peroxidase. Gene Ontology annotation, molecular function: heme binding; peroxidase activity. Bases 285 to 2636 code for a protein of 783 amino acids. Gene Ontology annotation, biological process: response to oxidative stress. Lineage: Eukaryota; Metazoa; Chordata; Actinopteri; Pleuronectiformes; Cynoglossidae. The record is from RefSeq and is a predicted model, not a curated record. The transcript is spliced from 19 exons.